Falco peregrinus (peregrine falcon) is the source of this 4610-nucleotide messenger RNA. RefSeq names its product crystallin gamma N (gene CRYGN). Gene Ontology annotation, molecular function: structural constituent of eye lens. The coding region runs from base 1838 to 2422 and encodes 194 amino acids. The record is from RefSeq and is a predicted model, not a curated record. Gene Ontology annotation, biological process: visual perception; lens development in camera-type eye. Lineage: Eukaryota; Metazoa; Chordata; Aves; Falconiformes; Falconidae. The transcript has 6 exons.
UCCUUCGCAAGAACCUGCAGUGCUGGAAUGAGAGUAAUGUGGCUGAUAAUGAAGUUACUGAGGAUUCAGAACAUGAUCUGUGGAACACAGGAACGCUGUGCAUCUGUGGCCGUGUGUGUCCUGGUGAUCAAUCUAAAGCCUGAAAUAGCUGCUGCAUUGGUGUCUGAGGUGUGCCAGCUGCUAAGGCUUUUAAAGAGGAUGGAUGAGGAAAUGUGCAACUUGAUAGUCCUGGGAGAACCAAGGCCCUGCCUGCCGGAGCUGAGGCUUUUCAGGAGGGCGCUUAAAGGAAAGUGCAGGUUUUCUGGAUGUUUUGCAAUGGGAACUUCCAGGACUUCAUGUGCUCAGCCCUGAGAAGCAUGUACUGCUCUUGCAUUUUCCGUAACAGCUGAAGAAUUGAAUUCAUCGACUUAACCUUGUUUCCUUUCUCCUGUUGCUGGCUCAUCCAGUAAGAAAUGUAAAUUAUUCCACUUGUCCAAACUUUUCUGUGCUAAUAAGGUCUGAAGACCAGCCAUGUACAAUAGUCUUGCAGUUUUAAUGCAAUGUGUAGCCAAGCGUGAUCAGUGAACUACUUGCGUUUUGUUAUACAGAGAUGUCAGUUGGCUGCUCGGGAUGGCACCUUCCAGCAGCUGGAGUCCCAUGGAGGCUGGGGCAGCCUUGUGCUUCCCUGUACUGCCUUAAGAGCUGGCACGGGUUAGGUUCUUCACCAUGGGAGCCCAAAGCGGGGUGGUAGGUGAUCUUGGAAGCCUUACGUACAGAAGCAAGAAACCAGUGUCUAGAAAAUUGCUGCUUACUUGCCUGGAAUGGGUGGAUUUGUACAGCCUUGUCUGGCAGCUGCCCUGAUCCUUUGGAGGCUUCUGGAGGAUUGUGGUAAAUGGUGCAUGGAAUAAAAGGUACACUGCAAAAGAAAAAAGUUCUCUGUCCCUGCCAGGCUAGAAAAAAAUUGAUAGUCUUAAUAGGGCCCAGCCUUACUCUUUUUCCUGUUGAGGAAAUGAGCAAAAUUUUUUCACCGUGAGGGUGACUGAGCACUGCCUACCAGUCCCCUACCUUAGAGAUAUUCAGAAACUGCCUGGACGUGGUCCUGAGCCACCUGCUCGAGCAGGGGGGCUGGACCAGAUGCCUCCAGAGGUCCUUGCCAACCUCAACCAUUCUGCGAUGCUGUGAAAAUGUAACUACCGUAAACCAAGUUAAAUUCCCAUUGACGUGUGGAUUGAAAAUGUGCCGGUCUGGAAAUGCCUCCUGCCUUGCUUGUGCUCCUGUCCAACUCCUCCUUGCUUUGCUGCAUGGAUACUGGGAAAUCUGUCUGUAUCCCGAGCCCCAGAGACCACGUGGCCCAUCUCCCGGCCUGGCACGCAUGGAAAUGCUGAGGACAGGGAAAGCGGCGGGGCAGGUGCAGCUCGGCAAGCGGAGGAUGGUCAGCAGGCAGAAGGGGGGUGCGUGAUCCUUUUUCCUGUUGUUCUUGUUUCUAUGCAUAGCAAAGUUUAUCCCUGCCUGAUGAACUCCUCCACAAUGGGAAAGGCUUGGAGGCAGUCUGCUUUGGAUCUCUGGAGUCUUCUGCCUAAUGCAUUUUCCCAGCUUCUGUAACGGCCUGGGCAGAGGAGCGUGGCUGGAAUGGGGCUUUGCUGAGGAGGUUUUGCAGCAGUGAAGACUUCAGGCUUUCCAUCUUCUGGUUCCUUUGAACAGAGAAGUUUCUAUGUCCCAACUUGCACCCUGGACGUGAUCAAGGACAGCUCUUGCAGUCACCCUUUGUUUCUGGCAUGGAUGAGCAUAAACACCCAAGCUGGGCGUACCCCAGUUUGCAGCAGUUCCCUUUGAAGUGCAAGGUGGGCAGCAGCCUGAAAUGAGAAGGGUCGCCUGCAUCAUGAUCACUUUCUACGAAGGCAAAUGCUUCACGGGCAGAAAGCUGGAGGUCUGCGGCAGCUGUGGCAGCUUCCAGGACCAAGGUUUCCUCAACCGAGUCAAUUCCAUCUGCGUCCAGAGCGGAGCUUGGGUCUGCUUCGACCACCCCGACUUCCGAGGGCAGCAGUACAUCCUGGAGCAUGGCGAGUACCCCGACUUCUAUCGCUGGAAUGGCCGCAGCGACCACCUGGGCUCCUGCCGGCCCGUCGGGAUGCAUGGCGAGCAUUACAGGAUCGAAAUAUUUGAGGGGAGCCAUUUUAGCGGUCCCAGCCUGGAGCUGACAGAAGAUUGCUCCUUCCUGCAAGGGCAAGGCUGGGACAAGACCUGCAUCAACGCCCUCAAAGUGUACGGCGACGGCGCGGUCCACCAGUUGUUGCAAGAUGCCGCAGAGCAGAGCAGGAAGAACCACCAUGUCCUGGUGGGCCAGCAACAGCCGGUGAACAUCCCUGUCCUACCACCAUGCAGUAUUUUCAAUGGCAUCAGGUAUUCCCAGCAGGCGGGAGUGAUUGGAAGGUGCAGAAAAUAGGAUUUGGAGCUCUUUUUGGGAGUCCUUGAGGGAAGGGUGGUGAGCUGAUGGAGAAAGAGGCCCAUGAUCGUCCAAAAAUACGGAGAGGUGCAUAUAAAAUGAAGGGAUGGGGUAGAAAAGGAAGCAAACCAUGCAUGUCUUGUGAGCAAGGCUGGGGUCAAUCUAGAGGAGGUUCUUAAUUAAGCUGAAGAACUGAGUGUGCUCUCUGACAGUGCACAUCAGGGUGUGAUGGGGGGAACACAUGGCUUCAGGGCAACCUGCCGUUAUACUCACGUGAGCUGCGGGCAACCUUCCCCAUGAGCUGCGAAGCGAGCUUCAAAGGAAAAGUCUUAGGAUGGCUUUGUAAUUCCAGAUUGGAUAUAAACUGGCUGCAAAAAGUGCUAAAGAAUGAACUUGUUUGUUUGCAGGAAAUGCUUGGAAUCCAAAUGUCUUGGCUGAGCACAUUGCAACAAUUCUGCAGAAGAGGGUUGUGCAAGCACAGACAACAGGGUAGAGAGGGGCACCAGGCAGGCAUGUGCUCAACAUGCUGGUUGUAUCAGUGCACACGUAGAAGGGACCCACAGCAGUCCCAGCUCGUGUCCUCUCAGAACCACAAAAUAAAUCCAAAUAUGUCAAGGAGUCUGUAAGGUGGCUCAACUAAAUACCCUAAGCUUUGGCUGCUUUUUUUUUUUUUUUUUUUUUUUUUUUAAAUAAUGCCCAUGGGUGGCUGGUUUUAUAAACAACUUUUUUUCCUAGACCUCCAGCUUUUUGGUCUGGGUCAAACUGAUCUGAAUUCACCAGCCAUUAUCUGACCCUGGAGGCCCAGCAGUCUUUGACCCAACCAGUACUUAAAGGACUUUCUUCCUGGAAAUCCCACAUACAGUAGGUCCCAACCCCGAUGUCACAGCUGAAUUCCUGGCAAGAGACAGACCACAGAAACCAAAUUAUUUGGAGGAUUGCAUUUGUGCUUUGCUGUCAUUGCUAAGCCAACAGAUGGGACAAGCAGCAGAGAUCCUAAUAAAAUCCUUUAAAAUAUUGGGAAGAGAACAAGGCAGAGAUGAUCAGUUCAGCAAUGAUGGGGUGGAAACUUGACUGUAAAACGAUCAGAGAAAUGGCAAAACUUUGUUAAAAAGCAUGGGAGACAGAGGAAAGAGGUGACACUUGUGGCCACGUUAAGAUCAUGACACAGUGUGCACUAAAGGGAUGAAGGGAGAGAAGAGCAGCAAAAACUGUCCCUCAACCAUCAGAAUUGCUCUUGACCUGAAGACCUUUGAAUGGAGAAAGACGUAGCUGAGCUAGGUGAACAAGUCAGGCAUACCAAAGUCACCAAGGUAGUUGAGUGUUGUAUCUGUUUGACUGUAUUCCAAGGGAAAGUUGCUGUUAACUCUGAAUGUAGAGAUGAAGUGAAGAUAACCGAGCCAACUUCUGCUUUCUGUUGGAAAACAUCAAAGAGAGGCCAUUGAGAAUUGCUAGUAAAGGGGAAAAUGAUAAAAUAUGGUUCCCAUGAUAGCUAAUGAGUCAGUUCAAAGAGGUAAAACAUCCUUAAAAUGUUGCACGUUUCUCCGUACAGUCUAAAAUGGGUUUAUCCAGGGGCUAAGGGGACUCAUGUCCUUUUUUAGCACUACUGAGUGCUAAAAAACCAUUUCUGUUGCACAUGGUGAAGCUCAGAGAGAUCCAUUCCUACAGGAAUGUGAAGUAGGGAGCCCCUGGUCCCAGGCUUCAUCGCUGGUGUAACCCAAAACAACUUCUAAACACAAGGUCCAAUCUGGCUGUGGAUAGUUGCUGGAAACGGGAGAAGCACCAGCAGUUAACUCCACCCAGGGCAUUUCUGUGUGCAGGAUGGGACCGGGACUGUAGAGGGACCAUUGGACCCUGACAGUCUGCAGUAGUGCAGUGCCUAAAUGCAGCCACUGAAUGUGGGCACGAGGCCACCUUGUGUGACCACAUUGCUGGGACCCAAGUAACCCUCCCUUUCUGCUCAGGUGGGUGCUGUACGAGGAGCCCAACUACCGAGGCCGUAUGUACGUGGUGGAGCGGGGUGAGUUCACCAGCUUCAAUGCAUGGCAGGCGCGCAACGCGAGUGUCCAGUCCAUCAGAAGAGUCGUCAACUACUUCUAGCUGAGCUUUCAUGCUACCAGCGAUGGCCUGAUGAGACCAGGCAUCACCCUCCUUCCCACUCACCGACCAUGGAAUAAAUCAUUAAACACCA